AUGGUAAUCAAACUAAUGUUGUUAUGCACAUGUGUCUUUGUAGAAAAUGCCCUGCGUAGCCUGUUGGAGGCGCUGACGAGUCCUCCCUACGCUCCCAUGCAGCACCUGGAGAGAGAGCAGGCCCUGGCCAAACAGUUCGCUGAGAUACUCCACUUUACCCUCAGCUUCGACGAACUAAAAGUGAGGAGGAGAGGAGGGAGGGAGGGAGGGUAGGAGAGGAGGGAGGGAGGGAGGGAGGGAGGGAGGGAGGGAGGGAUGGGAGGGAGGGAGGAAGGGAGGGAGGGAGGGUGGGAGUAAUCUCGGUUAACCCACAACUAAAAUCUUGCGUAAUUUGGUCAGAUACCAUUUAUGUUUCCAUAAUAUUAGGGAUUAUUUUACAUUUACAUUAUUUAGCAGACGCUCUUAUCCAGAGCAAUUAGGGUUAAGUGCCUUGCUCAAGGGCACAUCGACAGAUUUUUCACCUAGUUGGCUCGGGGAUUAGAACCAGCGACCUUUCGGUUACUGGCACAACGCUCUUAACCACUAAGCUACCGAUUAUCCCUUACCUAUACCCUUGUUUUACCUACAGUGCCUUGCAAAAGUAUUCAAUCCCCCUUGGCGUUUUUCCUAUUUUGUUGCAGUACAACCUGUAAUUUAAAUGGAUUUUUAUUUGGAUUUCAUGUAAUGGACAUACACAAAAUAGUCCAAAUUGGUGAAGUGAAAUGAAAAAAAUAACUUGUUUCAAAAAAUUCUAAAACAUAAAUAACGGAAAAGUGGUGCGUGCAUAUGUAUUCACCCCCUUUGCUAUGAAGCCCCUAAAUAAGAUCUGGUGCAACCAAUUACCUUCAGGAGUCACAUAAUUAGUUAAAUAAAGUCCAUCCUGUUUGCAAUCUAAGUGUCACAUGAUCUGUCACAUGAUCUCAGUAUAUAUACACCUGUUCUGAAAGGCCCCAGAGUCUGCAACACCACUAAGCAAGCGGCACCACCAAGCAAGCGGCACCAUGAAGACCAAGGAGCUCUCCAAACAGGUCAUGGACAAAGUUGUGGAGAAGUACAGAUCAGGGUUGGGUUAUAAAAAAAUAUCCGAAACUUUGAACAUCCCACGGAGCACCAUUAAAUCCAUUAUAAAAAAAUUGAAAGAAUAUGGCACCACAACAAACCUGCCAAGAGAGGGCCACCCACCAAAAUUCACGGACCAGGCAAGGAGGGCAUUAAUCAGAGAGGCAACAAAGAGACCAAAGAUAACCCUGAAGGAGCUGCAAAGCUCCACAGCGGAGAUUGGAGUAUCUGUCCAUAGGACCACUUUAAGCCGUACACUCCACAGAGCUGGGCUUUACAGAAGAGUGGCCAGAAAAAAGCCAUUGCUUAAAGAAAAAAUAAGCAAACACGUUUGGUGUUCGCCAAAAGCCAUGCGGGAGACUCCCCAAACAUAUGGAAGAAGGUACUGUGGUCAGAUGAGACUAAAAUUUAGCUUUUUUGCCAUCAAGGAAAACGCUAUAUCUGGCGCAAACCCAACACCUCUCAUCACCCCGAGAACACCAUCCCCACAGUGAAGCUUGGUGGUGGCAGCAUCAUGCUGUGGGGAUGUUUUCCAUCGGCAGGGACUGGGAAACUGGUCAGAAUUGAAGAAAUUAUGGUGCUAAAUACAGGGAAAUUCUUGAGGGAAACCCGUUUCAGUCUUCCAGAGAUUUGAGACUGGGACGGAGGUUCACCUUCCAGCAGGACAAUGACCCUAAGCAUACUGCUAAAGCAACACUUGAGUGGUUUAAGGGGAAACAUUUAAAUGUCUUGGAAUGGCCUAGUCAAAGCCCAGACCUCAAUCCAAUUGAGAAUCUGUGGUAUGACUUAAAGAUUGCUGUACACCAGCGGAACCCAUCCAACUUGAAGGAGCUGGAGCAGUUUUGCCUUGAAGAAUAGGCAAAAAUCCCAGUGGCUAGAUGUGCCAAGUUUAUAGAGAAAUACCCCAAGAGACUUGCAGCUGUAAUUGCUGCAAAAGGUGGCUCUACAAAGUAUUGACUUUGGGGGGGGGGGGGGGGGGGGUGACAUAGUUAUGCACGCUCAAGUUUUCAGUUUUUUUGUCUUAUUGUCUUGUUUUGGUUCACAAUAAAAAUAUGUUGCUUCUUCACAGUGUUGGCAUUUUGAGUAAAUUAUACAAACCCCCCAAAAAAUCGAUUUAAUUCCAGGUUGUAACGCAACACAAAUAGGACAAAUGCAAUGGGGGGUGAAUAACUUUCGCAAUACUUCUAUACCCCCUCGUCUUACCCUAGACCCUCUUCUAUACCCUAUUCUAUGUCCUGUUGUGUUGUGAAUGACCAGACAGACCUGAAGAUUGGGAUUUGUACCUUCAGUGGGACACUAGGUCAUCUUUGGAGUCUAAAGUACUGUGUUUUCACUGCACUGAUUCUAGCCACUGUCUCUCUCUCUCGCCCGCUAACCCAGUUACACCUCCCAAAUACUCUCACGCGUCAGGGAACAGAGACAACUAAAGACCACCUCCCCCUCAGAGCCCUCGAUCCCGCCCGAAAACAAAAGAAGUAACCGCAAUUCCGUCCAAGCGGGAACUGGCAAACACCCAAGUAAUCGGACCAGCCCUCCCCCACAUUCAUGCAUCCCCUCCCAGCCACCUCUCCCCUCGCCUCUCCUCUUCCCCCAUCUCUCUCCCCAUCUCCCUCUCUCCCACCCCUCCCCCUCUCUCCCUCCCCUCCCCUUCUCUCCCUCCCCUCCCCUUCUCUCCUCCCCUCCCGCUCUCCCUCCCCUCCAUCUCUCUCUCCAGAUGACAAACCCAGCCAUUCAGAAUGACUUCAGCUACUACAGGAGGACCAUCAGUAGGAACAGGCUGAACAACCAGCAGGUAAGACCAUUAGUAGGAACAGGCUGAACAACCAGCAGGUAAGGCCAUUAGUAGGAACAGGCUGAACAACCAGCAGGUAAGAACAGGCUGAACAACCAGCAGGUGAGGCCAUCAGUAGGAACAGGCUGAACAACCAGCAGGUAAGACCAUGUUGGCCUGUGCUAAAUUGGUGCCGUAACCUAGAUCACUUGGCUAAUCUGUCAGAUGUAGUGUAUUAAAGAUUAUGACUUUCUUAAUGGAACCAGAGGAUGUUUAUCUUAGUUCAAAAGUAGCCGUUUGUAGGGUGACGCCCCAGGGGAGACCGGUGAUUGGACCGCAGAGGGAGAAACCCAUAUUUUCACAUUGUUUAUAAGUAUAUGCUGGGGGCACAGGAAAGCAGAGCAGCCAUCACAAUUCGAGGACACUGCUCUCCGGGGGAUCUUGACUCCUGUAACUUAUGCUGAAGCUUGUGAUAUGAAUAAACCUUAUGAUCCAAGUUCAGUAUGAGCAGACUCCUUUGUUUAUCAGCAAUAAUUGCCAGCAUUCACCCGAUACGACACAGACAGUUGCUAGGGUAACAGUGUUCAUUGCCAACUGUUACCAUAGUCACCUGUGAAAAAGCUAAAGGCUCAAAAAAUCUACUAAUCAACACAUAGUCCAGUGUUUACUCUCUGUGUAGAUGUUGAAUGAAUUGCAGACAGGAAAAGCAUCAAAUGAAGUCACAUUCGAUGACUUGAAGAUACACAACAAGUCAAGUGGAAUCCUGAGCCAAGCAUGCAAAUGUUGCCUUGCUCUAACCAAUCUCUCUCUGCUGCAGUUGGAGGCGGAGAACGAGGUGAACAAUGAGAUGGCCAAUCGGAUGUCUUUGUUCUACGCCGAGGCCACACCCAUGCUGAAGACCCUGAGUAACGCCACCACCAAGUUUGUGUCAGAGGUCAGUCAGUCAGUCAUGACCCCUGCCCCCUAGUUCUACUUCCUCCCUUUGUGUCAGAGGUCAGUCAGAAGUCAUGACCCCUGACCCCUUGUUCUACUUCCUCCCUCUAGCUCUUACUCUUGCCCAGCUCCAGCUCCUGCCCCUUAAAACAGGAGCCUACCACAAGCCUCUACUCAAAUCUACCAGCCCAAGCCACCCUAUACCAACCCUCUACUCAAAUCUACCAGCCCAAGCCACCCUAUACCAACCCUCUACUCAAAUCUACCAGCCCAAGUCACCCUAAACCAACCCUCUACUCAAAUCUACCAGCCCAAGUCACCCUAUACCAACCCUCUACUCAAAUCUACCAGCCCAAGUCACCCUAUACCAACCCUCUACUCAAAUCUACCAGCCCAAGUCACCAUAUACCAACCCUCUACUCAAAUCUACCAGCCCAAGUCACCCUAAACCAACCCUCUACUCAAAUCUACCAGCCCAAGUCACCCUAUACCAACCCUCUACUCAAAUCUACCAGCCCAAGUCACCCUAUACCAACCUUCUACUCAAAUCUACCAGCCCAAGUCACCCUAUACCAACCCUCUACUCAAAUCUACCAGCCCAAGUCACCCUAUACCAACCCUCUACUCAAAUCUACCACCCCAAGUCACCCUAUACCAACCCUCUACUCAAAUCUACCAGCCCAAGCCACCCUAUACCAACCCUCUACUCAAAUCUACCAGCCCAAGUCACCCUAUACCAACCCUCUACUCAAAUAUACCAGCCCAAGUCACCCUAUACCAACCCUUUACUCAAAUCUACCACCCCAAGUCACCCUAUACCAACCCUCUACUAAUAGAUACCACCCCAAGUCACCCUAUACCAACCCUCUACUAAUAGAUACCAGCCCAAGUCACCCUUUACUAGUCUCUACUAAUAGAUACCACCCCAAGUCACCCUUUACUAGUCUCUACUAAUAGAUACCAGCCCAAGUCACCCUUUACUAGUCUCUACUAAUAGAUACCACCCCAAGUCACCCUUUACUAGUCUCUACUAAUAGAUACCACCCCCAAGUCACCCUAUACUAGCCUCUACUAAUAGAUACCACCCCAAGUCACCCUAUACCAAACCCUCUACUAAUAGAUACCAGCCCAAGUCACCCUUUACUAGUCUCUACUAAUAGAUACCACCCCAAGUCACCCUUUACUAGUCUCUACUAAUAGAUACCAGCCCAAGUCACCCUUUACUAGUCUCUACUAAUAGAUACCACCCCAAGUCACCCUUUACUAGUCUCUACUAAUAGAUACCACCCCAAGUCACCCUUUACUAGUCUCUACUAAUAGAUACCACCCCAAGUCACCCUUUACUAGUCUCUACUAAUAGAUACCAUCCCAAGUCACCCUAUACCAGCCUCUACUAAUAGAUACCACCCCAAGUCACCCUUUACUAGUCUCUACUAAUAGAUACCACCCCAAGUCACCCUUUACUAGUCUCUACUAAUAGAUACCAGCCCCAAGUCCACCCUUUACUAGUCUCUACUAAUAGAUACCACCCCAAGUCACCCUUUACUAGUCUCUACUAAUAGAUACCAGCCCCCAAGUCACCCUUUACUAGUCUCUAUAAUAGAUACCACCCCAAGUCACCCUUUACUAGUCUCUACUAAUAGAUACCACCCCCAAGUCACCCUUUACUAGUCUCUACUAAUAGAUACCAUGCCAAGUCACCCUUUACUAGUCUCUACUAAUAGAUACCACGCCAAGUCACCCUUUACUAGUCUCUACUAAUAGAUACCACCCCAAGUCACCCUUUACUAGUCUCUACUAAUAGAUACCACACCAAGUCACCCUUUACUAGUCUCUACUAAUAGAUACCAGCCCAAGUCACCCUUUACUAGUCUCUACUAAUAGAUACCACGCCAAGUCACCCUUUACUAGUCUCUACUAAUAGAUACCACCCCAAGUCACCCUUUACUAGUCUCUACUAAUAGAUACCACCCCAAGUCACCCUAUACCAACCCUCUACUCAAAUCUACCAGCCCAAGUCACCCUAUACCAACCCUCUACUCAAAUCUACCAGCCCAAGUCACCCUAUACCAACCCUCUACUCAAAUCUACCACCCCCAAGUCACCCUAUACCAACCCUCUACUCAAAUCUACCAGCCCAAGCCACCCUAUACCAACCUCUACUCAAAUCUACCAGCCCAAGUCACCCUAUACCAACCCUCUACUCAAAUCUACCAGCCCAAGUCACCCUAUACCAACCCUCUACUCAAAUCUACCAGCCCAAGUCACCCUAUACCAACCCUCUACUCAAAUCUACCAGCCCAAGUCACCCUAUACCAACCCUCUACUCAAAUCUACCACCCCAAGUCACCCUAUACCAACCCUCUACUCAAAUCUACCAGCCCAAGCCACCCUAUACCAACCCUCUACUCAAAUCUACCAGCCCAAGUCACCCUAUACCAACCCUCUACUCAAAUAUACCAGCCCAAGUCACCCUAUACCAACCCUUUACUCAAAUCUACCACCCCAAGUCACCCUAUACCAACCCUCUACUAAUAGAUACCACCCCAAGUCACCCUAUACCAACCCUCUACUAAUAGAUACCAGCCCAAGUCACCCUUUACUAGUCUCUACUAAUAGAUACCACCCCAAGUCACCCUUUACUAGUCUCUACUAAUAGAUACCAGCCCAAGUCACCCUUUACUAGUCUCUACUAAUAGAUACCACCCCAAGUCACCCUUUACUAGUCUCUACUAAUAGAUACCACCCCAAGUCACCCUAUACUAGCCUCUACUAAUAGAUACCACCCCAAGUCACCCUAUACCAACCCUCUACUAAUAGAUACCAGCCCAAGUCACCCUUUACUAGUCUCUACUAAUAGAUACCACCCCAAGUCACCCUUUACUAGUCUCUACUAAUAGAUACCACCCCAAGUCACCCUUUACUAGUCUCUACUAAUAGAUACCACCCCAAGUCACCCUUUACUAGUCUCUACUAAUAGAUACCACCCCAAGUCACCCUUUACUAGUCUCUACUAAUAGAUACCACCCCAAGUCACCCUUUACUAGUCUCUACUAAUAGAUACCAUCCCAAGUCACCCUAUACCAGCCUCUACUAAUAGAUACCACCCCAAGUCACCCUUUACUAGUCUCUACUAAUAGAUACCACCCCAAGUCACCCUUUACUAGUCUCUACUAAUAGAUACCAGCCCAAGUCACCCUUUACUAGUCUCUACUAAUAGAUACCACCCCAAGUCACCCUUUACUAGUCUCUACUAAUAGAUACCAGCCCCAAGUCACCCUUUACUAGUCUCUACUAAUAGAUACCACCCCAAGUCACCCUUUACUAGUCUCUACUAAUAGAUACCACCCCAAGUCACCCUUUACUAGUCUCUACUAAUAGAUACCAUGCCAAGUCACCCUUUACUAGUCUCUACUAAUAGAUACCACGCCAAGUCACCCUUUACUAGUCUCUACUAAUAGAUACCACCCCAAGUCACCCUUUACUAGUCUCUACUAAUAGAUACCACCCCAAGUCACCCUUUACUAGUCUCUACUAAUAGAUACCAGCCCAAGUCACCCUUUACUAGUCUCUACUAAUAGAUACCACGCCAAGUCACCCUUUACUAGUCUCUACUAAUAGAUACCACCCCAAGUCACCCUUUACUAGUCUCUACUAAUAGAUACCACCCCAAGUCACCCUUUACUAGUCUCUACUAAUAGAUACCAGCCCAAGUCACCCUUUACUAGUCUCUACUAAUAGAUACCACGCCAAGUCACCCUUUACUAGUCUCUACUAAUAGAUACCACCCCAAGCCACCCUAUACUAGCCUCUACUAAUAGCUACCACCCCAAGCCACCCUAUACUAGCCUCACCACACCCCAAGCCACCCUAUACUAGCCUCACCACACCCCAAGCCACCACCAGUUUGAAUGAGAUGAGGCUCGAAGACCUGCGCCACGUUCAGUAGCCAAACGUUGUUGAGCGCUGCAGAUAGAAAUGCCAUGAAUAGAGCAGACAUGUCAGAGAAGCAUGUUUGUUCUACAGUACAUAGCAUAUUUCUAUAUGAAUGUUGGCCAACGUUGUCUCUUGCUAAAUGAGCGCCUGGUUCCAUUUCAGUCUGUGGGCACUUGCAUUAGCCCAUAUCUGGCUUUCAGUUUCUGACAAUACUGACACUUUUGUCUAGUGACAUUCUAGUGACUACACCAUUACCACAGCCUGGAAAUGGGUUUCGUCCCCCCCCCAGGGGCCAGUACUGGUAUUUACUCUCUGUCCCCCCCCCCAGGGGCCAGUACUGGUAUUUACUCUCUGUCUCCCCCUGCUGUCCGUGUUGCAGAAUAAGACCUUACCCAUUGAAGACACCACAGACUGCCUGAGCACCAUGGCCUGUGUGUGUCGCGUCAUGCUGGAGACCCCGUGAGUAGACCUCUGCUCUCUUUCUCUAGUCCUGUAUUUUUCAAUCCCUCUCUCUACAUUCUUACAUUUUAGUCAUUUAGCAGACGCUCUUAUCCAGAGCGACUUACAGUUAGUGAGUGCAUACCUUUUUUAAUACAUUCUCUCCAUCUUUUACUCCACCUCUUUCUUACUGUCUCUCUGUGCUGUGUGAGUACCUCUUAUCUUUAUCUUAUUUGUUUUGUUAAAAAAAAAAUAAUAAUCCCACAAUGACUCUCCCCAUGUCAAGUCAAUUUAACUCCUGAGAAUCAACUUCUUGCUCAAAGCCAUGAGCGGACCUGUGGCCGUGACGUCUCCAAGCCAUGAGCGGGCCUGUGGCUGUGACGUCUCCAAGCCAUGAGCGGGCCUGUGACUGUGACGUCUCCAAGCCAUGAGCGGGCCUGUGACUGUGACGUCUCCAAGCCAUGAGCGGGCCUGUGGCUGUGACGUCUCCAUGCGAUGAGCGGGCCUGUGGCUGUGACGUCUCCAAGCCAUGAGCGGGCCUGUGGCUGUGACGUCUCCAAGCCAUGAGCGGGCCUGUGGCUGUGACGUCUCCAAGCCAUGAGCGGGCCUGUGGCUGUGACGUCUCCAAGCCAUGAGCGGACCUGUGGCUGUGACGUCUCCAAGCCAUGAGCGGGCCUGUGGCUGUGACGUCUCCAAGCCAUGAGCGGGCCUGUGGCUGUGACGUCUCCAAGCCAUGAGCGGGCCUGUGGCCGUGACGUCUCCAAGCCAUGAGCGGACCUGUGGCUGUGACGUCUCCAAGCCAUGAGCGGACCUGUGGCUGUGACGUCUCCAAGCCAUGAGCGGGCCUGUGGCUGUGACGUCUCCAAGCCAUGAGCGGGCCUGUGGCUGUGACGUCUCCAAGCCAUGAGCGGACCUGUGGCUGUGACGUCUCCAAGCCAUGAGCGGACCUGUGGCUGUGACGUCUCCAAGCCAUGAGCGGGCCUGUGGCGUGACGUCUCCAGCCAUGAGCGGGCCUGUGGCUGUGACGUCUCCAAGCCAUGAGCGGGACCUGUGGCUGUGACGUCUCCAAGCCAUGAGCGGACCUGUGGCUGUGACGUCUCCAAGCCAUGAGCGGACCUGUGGCUGUGACGUCUCCAAGCCAUGAGCGGGCCUGUGGCUGUGACGUCUCCAAGCCAUGAGCGGACCUGUGGCUGUGACGUCUCCAAGCCAUGAGCGGACCUGUGGCUGUGACGUCUCCAAGCCAUGAGCGGGCCUGUGGCUGUGAUGUCUCCAAGCCAUGAGCGGGCCUGUGGCUGUGACGUCUCCAAGCCAUGAGCGGGCCUGUGGCUGUGACGUCUCCAAGCCAUGAGCGGGCCUGUGGCUGUGACGUCUCCAAGCCAUGAGCGGGCCUGUGGCUGUGACGUCUCCAAGCCAUGAGCGGGCCUGUGGCUGUGACGUCUCCAAGCCAUGAGCGGGCCUGUGGCUGUGACGUCUCCAAGCCAUGAGCGGGCCUGUGGCUGUGACGUCUCCAAGCCAUGAGCGGGCCUGUGGCUGUGACGUCUCCAAGCCAUGAGCGGACCUGUGGCUGUGACGUCUCCAAGCCAUGAGCGGGCCUGUGGCGUCUCCAAGCCAUGAGCGGACCUGUGGCUGUGACGUCUCCAAGCCAUGAGCGGACCUGUGGCUGUGACGUCUCCAAGCCAUGAGCGGGCCUGUGGCUGUGACGUCUCCAAGCCAUGAGCGGGCCUGUGGCUGUGACGUCUCCAAGCCAUGAGCGGGCCUGUGGCUGUGACGUCUCCAAGCCAUGAGCGGGCCUGUGGCUGUGACGUCUCCAAGCCAUGAGCGGACCUGUGGCUGUGACGUCUCCAAGCCAUGAGCGGGCCUGUGGCUGUGACGUCUCCAAGCCAUGAGCGGACCUGUGGCUGUGACGUCUCCAAGCCAUGAGCGGGCCUGUGGCUGUGACGUCUCCAAGCCAUGAGCGGACCUGUGGCUGUGACGUCUCCAAGCCAUGAGCGGACCUGUGGCUGUGACGUCUCCAAGCCAUGAGCGGGCCUGUGGCUGUGCCGUCUCCAAGCCAUGAGCGGGCCUGUGGCUGUGACGUCUCCAAGCCAUGAGCGGGCCUGUGGCUGUGACGUCUCCAAGCCAUGAGCGGGCCUGUGGCUGUGACGUCUCCAAGCCAUGAGCGGGGCCUGUGGCUGUGACGUCUCCAAGCCAUGAGCGGACCUGUGGCUGUGACGUCUCCAAGCCAUGAGCGGGCCUGUGGCUGUGACGUCUCCAAGCCAUGAGCGGGCCUGUGGCUGUGACGUCUCCAAGCCAUGAGCGGGCCUGUGGCUGUGACGUCUCCAAGCCAUGAGCGGGCCUGUGGCCGUGACGUCUCCAAGCCAUGAGCGGGCCUGUGGCCGUGACGUCUCCAAGCCAUGAGCGGGACCUGUGGCCGUGACGUCUCCAAGCCAUGAGCGGGCCUGUGGCCGUGACGUCUCCAAGCCAUGAGCGGGCCUGUGGCCGUGACGUCUCCAAGCCAUGAGCGGGCCUGUGGCCGUGACGUCUCCAAGCCAUGAGCGGGCCUGUGGCCGUGACGUCUCCAAGCCAUGAGCGGGCCUGUGGCUGUGACGUCUCCAAGCCAUGAGCGGGCCUGUGGCUGUGACGUCUCCAAGCCAUGAGCGGGCCUGUGGCUGUGACGUCUCCAAGCCAUGAGCGGGCCUGUGGCUGUGACGUCUCCAAGCCAUGAGCGGGCCUGUGGCUGUGACGUCUCCAAGCCAUGAGCGGACCUGUGGCUGUGACGUCUCCAAGCCAUGAGCGGGCCUGUGGCUGUGACGUCUCCAAGCCAUGAGCGGACCUGUGGCUGUGACGUCUCCAAGCCAUGAGCGGGCCUGUGGCUGUGACGUCUCCAAGCCAUGAGCGGACCUGUGGCUGUGACGUCUCCAAGCCAUGAGCGGACCUGUGGCUGUGACGUCUCCAAGCCAUGAGCGGGCCUGUGGCUGUGCCGUCUCCAAGCCAUGAGCGGGCCUGUGGCUGUGACGUCUCCAAGCCAUGAGCGGGCCUGUGGCUGUGACGUCUCCAAGCCAUGAGCGGGCCUGUGGCUGUGACGUCUCCAAGCCAUGAGCGGGCCUGUGGCUGUGACGUCUCCAAGCCAUGAGCGGACCUGUGGCUGUGACGUCUCCAAGCCAUGAGCGGGCCUGUGGCUGUGACGUCUCCAAGCCAUGAGCGGGCCUGUGGCUGUGACGUCUCCAAGCCAUGAGCGGGCCUGUGGCUGUGACGUCUCCAAGCCAUGAGCGGGCCUGUGGCUGUGACGUCUCCAAGCCAUGAGCGGGCCUGUGGCCGUGACGUCUCCAAGCCAUGAGCGGACCUGUGGCCGUGACGUCUCCAAGCCAUGAGCGGGCCUGUGGCCGUGACGUCUCCAAGCCAUGAGCGGGCCUGUGGCCGUGACGUCUCCAAGCCAUGAGCGGGCCUGUGGCCGUGACGUCUCCAAGCCAUGAGCGGACCUGUGGCUGUGACGUCUCCAAGCCAUGAGCGGACCUGUGGCUGUGACGUCUCCAAGCCAUGAGCGGACCUGUGGCUGUGACGUCUCCAAGCCAUGAGCGGGCCUGUGGCUGUGACGUCUCCAAGCCAUGAGCGGGCCUGUGGCUGUGACGUCUCCAAGCCAUGAGCGGACCUGUGGCUGUGACGUCUCCAAGCCAUGAGCGGGCCUGUGGCUGUGACGUCUCCAAGCCAUGAGCGGGCCUGUGGCUGUGACGUCUCCAAGCCAUGAGCGGACCUGUGGCUGUGACGUCUCCAAGCCAUGAGCGGGCCUGUGGCUGUGACGUCUCCAAGCCAUGAGCGGGCCUGUGGCUGUGACGUCUCCAAGCCAUGAGCGGGCCUGUGGCUGUGACGUCUCCAAGCCAUGAGCGGGCCUGUGGCUGUGACGUCUCCAAGCCAUGAGCGGGCCUGUGGCUGUGACGUCUAGCCUUCUGCUAAGGCUCUUCUGAAUACUCUGGCUGAAGCGUCUCGUUUUAUUCUUCAUUUUGAGUGUUAACCUGGGUGUCCUCUGUAGCCUUGUCUACAUUGCUUGCUGCCACCAAAUGCGCCUUGGUUCAGGCAUGUCCAAAAACCUUUUUUUUUCCUGAAGGCUCUUUGCUGUUGUUGUUUUUUUUAACGUCUGAUGCAUAGGAUGUUAAUUUACUGUCCAUUCCACCCACUCUCUAGCUAGUUUAAUCCCUCCAGUCGUUUCUAGACUGAAGCUCCCUAUCUUUUUGCAUGUUGCAUGGGGCGGCAGGUAGCUUAGUGGGUAAGAGCGUUGUGCCAGUAACCAAAAGGUCGUUGGUUCUAAUCCCCGAGCCGACUAGGUGAAAAAUCUGUCGAUGUGCCCUUAAGCAAGGCACUUAACCCUAAUUGCUCCUGUAAAGUCGCUCUGGAUAAGAGCGUCUGCUAAAUGACUAAUGUAAUGUAAAUGUACAGCCCAACUUUGAAUUUUGCAUGACAAGCCAGGGGUUAUACGUUUGCUUGUUCUUGAACUGCAAAUUGCACCAGCUCCGAGCACUUCGUCGGUGGAGGCAGUGCCCCCCCCCCCAUCCCCCGGCUCCCCGUCUCCCUCUCCCGUUGAGUCUGACUCGCUAGUAGGCCUACUAGCUAGUGAAGGUACCGGUGGUGGUGCUCAACUGGCGGGAUUAGUAUCACCAUCCGUUUGCCCCUGAUGACUCUCUUCCGGCACUGACAGUUUUCUGGCUCGUUCUGGGUUCGAUUCACCAUCUUUCUCUGGAUUUUUGGACUUGAAAAAUGUCAAACUCGAUUGCCUUUUCUUAUCAAUUUUCUAUUUUGUCUUUCCCACGAUUCAAAUUCAGUAGGGAGACAACUACACUAGGCUACGUGACGUGAUUACGUAGGGACCUCUUCACUACCUGACCACCACUACCAAGACCUGUGUCAAGAUCAGUUACUUACCCCACUGGCCCGCCCCAUAACCCCUAUGUACAAAUAAGAGAGCAGGUCUGGAAUCAGUGUGGCAGGAUAGGAUGACUACAGAGAAGGAUCACCGUGCUUUUACAUGAUGGUCUUUCUGGGGGGGGCGAGAGAAAUAACUAGGAGGCAACUUGAUUUAACGCUGAUCCCUUUUAUUAGAAUGUCUAUAGUGAGAACAGUGAAAUAAUUAAUAAAUCAUGCAGCGAGAGGUACCAGAUCUGGGCAAAUAGGUGCCUGAUCUGUACUUCUCCAAGUCAAAUCUGAGAGGUGCCGGAUCCUUUUCCGGCAGGAUCCACCUCAAAUUAAGCACUGGCUUAUGUCACGUUAAGUCAUGUUAAGUUAUGUUAUGUCAUGAAAUGACCUUCAGGCCAAGUGCUGAUUCGUUUUAUUCUUUCUUUUAGCCCCUCUCUUUAUCUAUCCAUAUCCCCUGUCUCGCGCUCUGUCUCUCUCUCCAUAUCCCCUGUCUCGCGCUCUGUCUCUCUCUCCAUAUCCCCGUCUCGCGCUCUGUCUCUCUCUCCAUAUCCCCUGUCUCGCGCUCUGUCUCUCUCUCCAUAUCCCCCCUCUCGCGCUCUGUCUCUCUCCAUAUCCCCCCUCUCGCGCUCUGUCUCUCUCCAUAUCCCCUGUCUCGCUCUCUGUCUCUCUCUCCAUAUCCCCUGUCUCGCUCUCUGUCUCUCUCUCUCUAUAUCCCCGUCUCGCUCUCUGUCUCGCUCUCCAUAUCCCCUGUCUCGCUCUCCAUAUCCCCUGUCUCGCUCUCCAUAUCCCCUGUCUCGCUCUCCAUAUCCCCGUCUCGCUCUCUGUCUCUCUCUCCAUAUCCCCUGUCUCGCUCUCUGUCUCUCUCUCUCUAUAUCCCCCGUCUCGCUCUCUGUCUCGCUCUCCAUAUCCCCUGUCUCGCUCUCCAUAUCCCCGUCUCGCUCUCUGUCUCUCUCUCCAUAUCCCCGUCUCGCUCUCUGUCUCUCUCUCCAUAUCCCCGUCUCGCUCUCUGUCUCGCUCUCCAUAUCCCCUGUCUCUCUCUCCAUAUCCCCUGUCUCGCUCUCCAUAUCCCCGUCUCGCUCUCUGUCUCUCUCUCCAUAUCCCCUGUCUCGCUCUCUGUCUCUCUCUCCAUAUCCCCUGUCUCGCUCUCUGUCUCUCUCUCCAUAUCCCCUGUCUCGCUCGCUGUCUCUCUCUCUCUCUAUAUCCCCCGUCUCGCUCUCUGUCUCGCUCUCCAUAUCCCCUGUCUCUCUCUCCAUAUCCCGUCUCGCGCUCUGUCUCUCUCUCCAUAUCCCCUGUCUCGCUCUCUGUCUCUCUCUCUAUAUCCCCCGUCUCGCUCUCUGUCUCGCUCUCCAUAUCCCCCGUCUCGCUCUCUCUCUCAAUUCAAUUCAAAGGGCUUUAUUGGCAUGGGAAUCAUAUGUUAAAAUGGCCAAAUCCAGUGAAAUAGAUAAUAAACAAAAGUGAAAUAAACAAUAAAAAAUGUAACAGUAAACAUUACUCACAAAAGUGCAAAUAGUUAAAGUACAAAUGGGAAAAUAAUUAAACAUAAAUAUGGGUUGUAUUUACAAUGAUGUUUGUUCUUCACUGGUUGCCCUUUUCUUGUGGCAACAGGUCACACAUCUUGCUGCUCUGAUGGCACACUGUGGUAUUUCACCCAGUAGAUAAGGGAGUUUAUCAAAAUUGGGUUUGUUUUCAAAUUUGUGGGUCUGUGUAAUCUGAGGAAAUAUGUGUCUCUAAUAUGGUCAUACAUUUGGCAGGAAGUUAGGAAGUGCAGCUCAGUUUCCACCUCAUUUUGUGGGCAGUGUGCACAUAGCCUGUCUUCUCUUGAGAGCCAGCUCUCUCUCUCGCUCUCUCAUCAAUUUAAUUAGCAUUAUUUGCAUGAUAACUCAUUAUAAACGUAAUUAUCCAAAAGAACAUAGCGUCUUUAAGCUGAUUAACAAUCACUCUCUCUCCUCCCCCCUCCUCUCCCCCCUCUCUUUCUCUCCCCCACUCCCGUUCUCCUCCCUCUCUCUCCCCACCUCCCUCUCUCUCCCCACCUCCCUCUCUCUCCCCACCUCCCUCUCUCUCCCCACCUCUCUCUCCCCACCUCCCUCUCUCCAUAGUGAGUACCGUUGUAGGUUCACCAACACAGACACCAUGUUGUUCUGUAUGCGGGUGAUGGUGGGAGUAAUCAUCCUGUAUGACCACGUCCACCCUGUAGGAGCCUUCGCCAAGACCUCCAAAAUAGAUGUAAGACACAAAAACACACACAAAUAUCCAGGUUUUUACUUUUAUACGGCUUAAAAUGCUGAUUCUAUCUGACCACACAUGACCUUAUGUCCUCCUGUAGGGGGGUUGAGGAUCAGAGGGUAAUGACCUUUCUCUAAAGAUGUGUGUCUCUUUGGUGUGUCUGUAUCUAUCUGGUGUGUGUGUGUGUAUGUGAGUACAGAUGAAGGGCUGCAUCAAGGUGCUGAAAGAGCAGCCGUCCAACAGCGUGGAGGGACUACUGAACGCACUGAGGUGAGGAGACAUCAAGGGAGAGAAAGGGACACAGAGAGAGAGACAGAGAGACAGACAGAGACACAGAGAGACACGAGAGACACAGAGAGAGAGAGAGAGAGAGAGAGAGAGAGAGGAGAGAGAGAGAGAGAGAGGAGAGAGGGAGGAGAGGAGAGAGAGAGAGAGAGAGAGAGAGAGAGAGAGAGAGAGAGAGAGAGAGAGACACAGACAGACAGACAGACAGACAGACAGACAGACAGACAGACAGACAGACAGACAGACAGACAGACAGACAGACAGACAGACAGACACAACUACGACAACAUAACUAACAAAAACGGAUCUCAACUCCUGCAGCUCUGUUGGACGCUGGGUAUGUACAUAGUCAAUGGUAGGCUUCGAGGGGACUCCUACGGUAGGUACACAUAUAGCUCAUCUCUUGGCAGUAGUACUGCAGAUUACUUUAUCACUGACCUCAACCCAGAGUCUCUCAGAGCGUUCACGGUCAGCCCACUGACACCCCUAUCAGAUCACAGAAAAAUCACAGUCUACUUGAACAUAACAAUACCCAAUCAUGAGGCAUCAAAGCCAAAGGAACUGAAUAAUAUUAAGAAAUGCUAUAGAUGGAAGGAAAGUAGUGUGGAAACCUACCAAAAAACUAUUAGGCAACAACAAAUUAAAAUCCCUUUUAGACAACUUCCUGGACGUUUUACUGUAAUAGUGAAGGUGUAAACUUCGCAGUAGAAAACCUAAACAGUAUAUUUGACCUCUCAGCUUCCCUAUCAAAUAAAAAAAUGUCAUACAGAAAAUGAACAACAAUGACAAAUGGUUUGAUGAAGACUGCAAAAACCUAAGAAAGAAAUUGAGAAACCUAUCCAACCAAAACCCAGAAAACCUGAGCCUACGCCUUCACUAUGGUGAAUCACUAAAACAAUAGAGAAAUACACUACGGAAAAAGGAAUAGCACGUCAGAAAUCAGCUCAAUGUAAUUGAAGAAUCCAUAGACUCUAACCACUUCUGGGGAAAUUGGAAAACACUAAACAAACAACAACACGAAGAGCUAUCUAUCCAAAACGGAGAUGUAUGGGUAAACCACUUCUCCAAUCUUUUUGGCCCUAUUUAUUUUAUAUUUUACCUUUAUUUAACUAGGCAAGUCAGUUAAGAACAAAUUCUUAUUUACAAUGACGGCCUACACCGACCAAACCCGGACGAUGCUGGGCCAAUUGUGCGCCGCCCUAUGGGACUCCCAAUCACGGCCGGUUGUGAUACAGCCUAGAAUCGAACCAGGGGGUCUGUAGUGACGCCUCAAGCACUGAGAUGCAGUGCCUUAGACCGCUGCGCCACUCGGGAGCCCGAGUUUUACCACUCGGGAGCCCGAGUUUUACCUGAAUAGAACUAGCCUAAGCUACCGCCGGAGACACAACUCAUGGAACAAACAGCAAAAACAUAUACAUGAUCAAAUACAAAUCUUAGAAUCAACUAUUAAAGACUACCAGAACCCACUAGAUUCUCCAAUUACAUGUCGGCUCGGGGAUUAGAACCAGCGACCUUUCGGUUACUGGCACAACGCUCUUAACCACUAAGCUACCUGCCGCCCCAAAACCAAAACAAAGGCAAAGUCUUCUCAUGCUUUGUUGAUUUAAAAAAAGCUUUUGACUCAAUUUGGCAUGAGGGUCUGCUAUAUAAAUUGAUGGAAAGCGGUGUUGGGGGGAAAAACAUAUGACAUUAUAAAAUCCAUGUACACAAACAACAAGUGUGCGGUAAAAUUUGGUGAAAAACACACACAUUUCUUUCCACAGGUCCGUGGGGUGAGACAGGGAUGCAGCUUAAGCCCCACCCUCUUCAACAUAUAUAUCAAUGAAUUGGUGAGGGCACUAGAACAGUCUGCAGCACCCGGCCUCACCCUACUAGAUACUGAAGUCAAAUGUCUACUGUUUGCUGAUGAUCUGGUGCUUCUGUCCCCAACCAAGGAGGGCCUACAGCAGCACCUAGAUCUUCUGCAUAAAUUCUGUCAGACCUGGGCCCUGACAGUAAAUCUCAGUAAGACAGAAAUAAUGGUGUUCCAAAAAAGGUCCAGUUGCCAGAACCACAAAUACAAAUUCCAUCUAGACACAGUUGCCCUAGAGCACACAAAAAACGAUACAUACCUCGGCCUAAACAUCAGCGCCACAGGUAACUUCCACAAAGCUGUGAACGAUCUGAGAGAAAAGGCAAGAAGGGCCUUCUACGCUAUCAAAAGGAACAUAACAUUUACUUGAAAAUCAGUUAUAGAACAAAUACUUGAAUCAGUUAUAGAACCCAUUGCCCUUUAUGGUUGUGAGGUCUGGGGUCCGCUCACCAACCAAGAAUUCACAAAAUGGGACAAACACUCUGCAUGCAGAAUUCUGCAAAAAUAUCCUCUGUGUACAACGUAAAACACUAAAUAAUGCAUGCAGAGCAGAAUUAGGCCGAUACCCGCUAAUUAUCAAAAUCCAGAAAAGAGCCGUUCAAUUCUAUAACCACUUAAAAGGAAGUGAUUCCCAAACCUUCCAUAAUGAAGCCAUCACCUACAGAGAGAUGAACUUGGAGAAGAGUCCCCUAAGUAAGCUGGUCCUGGGGCUCUGUUCACAAACACAAACAGACCCCACAGAGCCCCAGGACAACAACACAAUUAGACCCAACCAAAUCAUGAGAAAAAAAAAGAUAAUUGCUUGACACAUUGGGAAGAAUUAACAAAAAAAACAGAGCAAACUAGAAUGCUAUUUGGCCCUAAACAGAGAGUACACAGUGGCAGAAUACCUGACCACUGUGACUGACCCAAACUAAAGGAAGCUUUGACUAUGUACAGACUCAGUGAGCAUAGCCUUGCUAUUGAGAAAGGCUGCCAUAGGCAGACCUGGCUCGCAAGAGAAGACAGGCUAUGUGCACACUGCCCACAAAGUGAGAUGGAAACUGAGCAGCACUUCCUGCCAAAUGUAUGACCAUAUUAAAGACACAUAUUUCCCUCAGAUUACAGCGAUCCACAAAGAAUUAGAAAACAAACCCAAUUUUGAUAAACUCCCUUAUCUACUGGGUGAAAAACCACAGUGUGCAAUCACAGCAGCAAGAUUUGUGACCUGUUGCCACAAGAAAAGGGCAACCAGUGAAGAACAAACACCAUUGUAAAUACAACCCAUAUUUAUGUUUAUUUAUUUUCCCUUUUGUACUUUAACUAUUUUGGAACUUUUGUGAGUGUAAUGUUUACUGUUAAUAUUUAUUGUUUAUUUCACUUUGGUUUAUUAUCUACUUCACUUGCUUUGGCAAUGUUAACAUAUGAUUCCCAUGCCAAUAGAGAGAGAGAGAGAGAGAGACUCAUACUCAUGUAUCUUUCUCCUCCCAUCCUCUUCCUCUCCAGGUAUACGACCCGACAUCUAAACGACGACAGCACCUCCAAACAAAUCAGGGCUCUUCUCCAAUGAGAGUGGGAGGAGCAGAGAGAGAGAGAGAGAGGGAAGGAAGGAGAGAGAGCGCACAUGGAGGGAGAUGAAGAAGAACGAGUGACUGUGGUGGCUGAAUCCCGUUUGUUUACAAGAAUGCAAAGCAAAAUGAUCAGGUCUGAUGAUGUGAGGAAAAUAACAAGUCUGUCUCAUUUUGUAAAAAAUAAAAAUGAAGGAAGAGAAUCUAUAGAGAUAUAUAUGAAAGAGAAAACUAGCGAAACACAAUAAAACGAAACAAGUGCUACCAGAUGGAAAUAUGACUAAAGAAGAAGAUCAAGGAGGAAAAAGCUCAAUUAGAAAAAAUCUACGGUCAGGAAACAAAACUGGAACAAAAACAAAACUGAAAAAUAAACACAAAAAGUUCUGUGCAACAACGUUAGUCUGAAAAAUAUUUGUUGCACUUGCGUAGAAUAUAAACAGCGCUAUCUGUCAGUCUCCAAGUACUUCAGCUCUUUCACAUCAAUGCAGAUUAAGGAAAAGGGGAUAAAGGAGACAUGGAGGGGAACAUAUUUUAGUGUAUUGACAUGCGCCCAGACACUCCAUUUAGAUUCUAACGCUGUUUCCUCAUCAUACACCCCCCACCCCACCCACUUGCAUCGUAACCAUGGGAACUGUGGGUGUUCUUGGCACUAGUAUGCAAUGCUAUGCCGUAAAUGGAGUUUUUGAAGAAUUAUGGUGAUUCAGACCUCUUUAUGGUGCUAAAAUAUUUUAAAUUAUCCACGUAAAAGCGUACACAACGUUUCAUACACCUAGUGCCAAAGCUAUUGAAUCAUCAGCAGGUGAGGAUUGGGUUACAAGCAGGUGAGGAUUGGGUUAAGGAGACACUGACUGCUAGCCU
Molecule: messenger RNA, 19765 nt
Organism: Coregonus sp. 'balchen'
Lineage: Eukaryota; Metazoa; Chordata; Actinopteri; Salmoniformes; Salmonidae
Source: the annotation of a GenBank genome assembly